GGUGCGUCCCGGAUGACGUCAGAGGCAGCCCGCCCCGGCCCGAAUGAUGCGCCCACGUGACGUCAGGAGCCGAGGCCGGAGCUGUCCAUCAGCACCAAAGGCCGCGGGCGGGCUCGGGGCAUGGGGCCGCGGCUCUGGGGCGGCCCGAGCCCUGCUCCUGCUCCUGCUCCUUUCCCUUCCCCAGGCCCAGCCCGAGGCCCCGGACGCCGCGGGACUGGCGUGCCAGCCGGUGCUGGAGGCGGAGAGGCGCCGCCGCGCAGAGACAGGUUCCUCCGGCCCAGCAGCUCCCUUCCCCGCACGACGGACUUUUCCUGGACCCCAGGCAGCUGGGGCCUCUGGCGCCCAGCACCUCUGGACCCUCUGGCCUCUGCACAGCCUCUUUCAUUCAAAAGCUCAGGUCGCUUCCAGCCCAGCACUAUGCCAGGCACUGUGGCGACACUGCGGUUCCAGCUCCUGCCCCCUGAACCAGAUGAUGCCUUCUGGGGUGCACCCUGUGAACAGCCCCUGGAGCGCAGGUACCAGGCACUGCCGGCCCUCGUCUGCAUCAUGUGCUGUCUGUUUGGAGUCGUCUACUGCUUCUUCGGUUACCGCUGCUUCAAGGCAGUGCUCUUCCUCACUGGGUUGCUGUUUGGCUCGGUGGUCAUCUUCCUGCUGUGCUACCGGGAGCGGGUGCUGGAGACACAGCUGAGUGCCGGGGCGAGUGCGGGCAUCGCACUGGGCAUCGGGCUGCUGUGCGGGCUGGUGGCCAUGCUGGUGCGCAGCGUGGGCCUCUUCCUGGUGGGGCUGCUGCUCGGUCUGCUGCUCGCUGCUGCCGCCCUGCUGGGUUCCACCCCCUACUACCAGCCGGGUUCCGUGUGGAGCCCUUUGGGGCUGCUGCUGGGGGGCGGCCUGCUCUGCGCGCUGCUCACGCUGCGCUGGCCUCGCCCGCUCACCACUCUGGCCACCGCUGUGACUGGUGCUGCGCUCAUCGCCACUGCCGCUGACUACUUUGCUGAGCUGCUGCUGCUGGGGCGCUAUGCGGUGGAGCGGCUGCGCGCCGCCCCGGUGCCUCCUCUCUGCUGGCGGAGCUGGGCCCUGUUGGCGCUUUGGCCUCUGCUCAGCCUGAUGGGCGUCCUGGUGCAGUGGCGGGUGACGGCCGAGGGGGACUCCCACACGGAAGUGGUCAUCAGCCGGCAGCGACGACGUGUGCAGCUGAUGAGGAUAAGGCAGCAGGAAGAGCGCAAGGAGAAGCGUCGUAAGAAGAGACCCCCAAGGGCUCCCUCCAGAGGUUCCCGGGCUCCUCCAAGGCCUGGGCCCCCUGACCCUGCUUAUCGGCGCAGGCCAGUGCCCAUCAAACGCUUCAAUGGAGAUGUCCUCUCCCCGAGCUAUAUCCAGAGCUUCCGGGACCGGCAGACAGGAAGCUCACUGAGCUCCUUCAUGGCCUCACCCACAGACAUGGACUAUGAAUACGGGUCCCGGGGACCACUGACAGCCUGCACAGGGCCCCCUGUGCGGGUAUAGCAGUCUAGCUGCUCCUGCCCACCUGGACUCUGUGGUCACCAGCUCUGUUAGCUUGCGGAGGCCUCUGGUCCACCACCCAGCCCACCUCGCCCUGUAGCCUAUGGCUGUUUCUCUACCCUGGAGAGGACUGGCCCGGCUGCUAGAAGGAAGGACCUGUCUCGGGCUAUGCCUGGUCUGAGGGAAAGCCCUCUCCCAAGGGCCUCCUGAGGGACAGGGGGUGUGAGACCCUUUGGGGUGUGCUCAGGGUUGUGAGUGUGUCACCUGUGUGUGCGUGUGCAUGAAGGGGUGGGGUUGAAGGGAACACUGGGACCCUUGCCUUAGAUUUCUGAUUGGUAGGGCUUCUGCAAGGGUUGCCCACCUCCUCUUCCACUGCUGGGGUCCCAUGGGCCACUCUCCUGCAUGUCCAAGUGGGGGAGGUCUGCCUUCUCCCUCCACUGCUCUGCCUCCCAGCCAGAUCCAUCCAAGGCUUCUUGUCCUUCUCCACUGCAGCACCCCUCACCCUGGUCCCUGUCCUCUGCAAAGCCACCAGCCCGAGGGCAGUGACAGAGGAUGGGGGUGGGGGCUGCUGCUCUGGGCUG
This is a messenger RNA of Myotis myotis, 2078 nucleotides long. It is a transcript of the gene TMEM198, whose product is annotated as transmembrane protein 198. Gene Ontology annotation, biological process: positive regulation of canonical Wnt signaling pathway. Bases 121 to 1500 code for a protein of 459 amino acids. The record is from RefSeq and is a predicted model, not a curated record. NCBI's taxonomy places the organism in Eukaryota, Metazoa, Chordata, Mammalia, Chiroptera, Vespertilionidae. The transcript has 5 exons. Gene Ontology annotation, cellular component: cytoplasmic vesicle; plasma membrane.